CAAUUCUCACCAUUGUUAACCAAUAUGGAGUCCUCUACGCUUACAGCCCUUUUUCUCAUUUCCGUGUUCUUCAUUUCCUCAGCCUCUGAUGUCAUCACUCCUGAUUGUGGAUACUGUACCAAACCCCUCCCCAAGCCCACCCCAGUCACCCUGCCGCCUAUCGGCAAGCCACCAGUUAAAAAACCACCAAUUGUAAAACCACCAUUCACCCUGCCACCAAUUGUAAAACCACCAUUCACCCUGCCACCAAUUGUAAAACCACCAGUCAAAAAACCACCAGUCACCCUGCCACCAAUUGUAAAACCACCAGUCUCCCCGACACCAAUUGUAAAACCACCAGUCACCUUGCCUCCAAAUUUGAAACCUCCAGUGACCCUCCCUCCGGUGACAGUUCCACCAGUCACCUUGCCUCCAAUUUUGAAACCACCAGUCACCCUUCCGCCGGUGACUCUACCACCCAUUAAACCACCGGUCACCCUCCCGCCUGCCGUCAAGCCACCGGUUACCCUACCGCCAAAUGUCAAGCCACCAGUUACCUUACCCCUACCCCCAGUGACAUUGCCACCAAUACCCCUACCCCCAGUGACAUUGCCACCAAUUGUGCCACCAGUUACCCUUCCACCUACACUCAACCCACCAGGAAAGGGAACCCCUUGCGCACCAGCCGCCACUUGCCCCAUUGACACACUCAAACUUGGUGCCUGUGUUGAUCUUCUUGGUGGGCUGGUGCACAUUGGUCUUGGGGACCCUGCUGUUAAUGUGUGCUGCCCAGUUCUUUCUGGGCUUGUGGAACUUGAAGCUGCAGUUUGUUUAUGCACAACUCUUAAACUCAAGCUUCUUAACCUUAAUAUUUAUGUCCCAAUUGCUCUUCAGCUUCUUGUUACUUGUGGGAAAACACCACCUCCUGGCUUCACAUGCUCUCUCUAGAUUCAUUCAAGUUGAGUACUAUCUUAAUUUUAUUUCUUUUAAUUUUGUUCUUGUGUUUAUUCUUUUACAAUGUUGCAAGUUUAUUAC
This is a messenger RNA of Olea europaea var. sylvestris, 1014 nucleotides long. Its product is annotated as repetitive proline-rich cell wall protein 1. The transcript has a single exon. The coding region runs from base 25 to 927 and encodes 300 amino acids. NCBI's taxonomy places the organism in Eukaryota, Viridiplantae, Streptophyta, Magnoliopsida, Lamiales, Oleaceae. The record is from RefSeq and is a predicted model, not a curated record.